UCGAUAUUCUUUACAAUUACCCAAGCUUUUAUAUUUAUUUUUGGACAGCGAGUAAUAGUUACGGUGAUAAAUACUGACAAGUGAUUACAUAGUGUUGAUUACUGAUAAUAUAAGUAUUCUUUAUUUGAUUGUUUAGUGUAUUGAUUGGCGCUUCAAAAACAUACCUGCGUGAUUUUACAGAAAAUGGAUAAAGUCUAUCAACACUGGAGGGGAUGUGUGACUCUUUUGCUGUUUUCCUUUUUAUCAGCUGCUCACGCAAUAGACUGCUUCAAAUGUGUGUCAAUGAAUGGCAAAUUUCCAGCGUGUGAUGAUCCCUUUCACAACAACCAUUCCCUACAAAUGCUGGAGUCGCCAUGUAUGGGAGGAAGAAAAGGCAGAGAUGGACUCUUCCCAGCCACUUCUUGCAUUAAAAUUGCUGGUGUUUUUGAUGACACAGGUGAAUCAAUAACAGUGCGAGGCUGUGGUUUGGAUUCCGGUACAGCGACGACUGAUACGGAAAUUAUCAGAAUGUCGCAUUGUGGGCGCUUUUAUUACAAUGACAGAUAUGUCCACGGCUGUCUUCAGAGCUGUAACGACGCGGACGCGUGUAACGGGACGAACAGUGUCCUAUCAUCUCUAAUUAUUAUAUUUACAGCACUAGUUCUCGUUUUUAGAAGCUAGCAAUAAUUAGAAUUUUAACUCCAAUUGAAGAUUGCUUUUAAGUUUCUUAAUAAAUCAUAUUUAUAACACUUUUAUCAAAGGUAUCGGCUGGUGAUCACGACUUAAGUGAAAAUAAUGUAUUUCUGUUGAAAAUGCAACUCUUAAUUUGAUUUCAAUCUAGACCCAAUAUGUAUAUUAAUGUAAAACCUAAAAAUAUCAGUCAUUUCAAAUAUUGACUCAAAGUUGCAUUAUAGUCUAUGGAUAAGAUUCUUACUUGAUGUCUUUUAGCCUUGAGGUCCUGAAUUCUGUGAACCAAUGGAUAUUCUAUGUGCGCAUCUAACACCGAGCAAAACAGUGAAAACCGUUUACUCGGUGACACGUGUCAGACAAAACGCUGUUCUACUUGUCUAUGAAAUGUCAUAGACAAGUAGAACAGUGAAUAAAACCAGAUGUAAUCUGUGGCCCAUAUACGGGUUAUAUUCUGGAUUAUUAUUACUAUCCUCGAUUCUGAAUUGUAACCUAUGCACUAUUCGGUAAGUAUUGUUUCAGAUUAGUCCACAGUAAAAAUCAUUUAAAGGAAUGGAGUCAAUUGGAGUGUAAUAUUAUUUAUGCUUUAAAAUUACAAAAUACGGGUCUGUGUCCACUAUAAUUACUAUCACCCCAUUACAUAGAUUUCGUGCUUUCAUUAGAUGCAUUAUAUUUAAUAUAAUUCGAUUAUUAGGUUUCAAAGUACUCGUGUAAACCAAGAAUAUCCUAGGAAUUUACUUUUAUUGGGGUUAGUCACAUAUGCCCUCAGCACAGAGUCCUUUCUCUGUAACUUCCACUAAUAUAUCAACAAUUUAGUUCUCUCAAUAUCCUUGUUACAGUGUAAGGACACCGAGCAGUGUUUAUCAAGGGGCUUAGACAAGAUGCCUUAACAGUAGUGUAUGUAGAAAGUCGAAUACUUUUACGCAAGACUUCAUAACUUACACUGCUACUAAGUAUUAUUAUUAUUAUAUUCAUUUUUUUGCGACUGCGAGGUGCAGAAUGACUGGCAGAAUGACCAGCGCUGUGGAACAGUCUGCUCCUCAGCAUAAUGCUGAGCCAUGGGCCACAU
Pieris brassicae (large cabbage white) is the source of this 1735-nucleotide messenger RNA. RefSeq lists its product as uncharacterized. Lineage: Eukaryota; Metazoa; Arthropoda; Insecta; Lepidoptera; Pieridae. The record is from RefSeq and is a predicted model, not a curated record. Gene Ontology annotation, biological process: positive regulation of voltage-gated potassium channel activity; regulation of synaptic transmission, cholinergic; sleep. The coding region runs from base 184 to 660 and encodes 158 amino acids. The transcript is spliced from 5 exons.